GGACCUGAAGAACCUAAAGAAGGUGAAGGACGUGAAGGAGGUGAAGGACCUGAAGGACACAGCAGCUGCCUCUGAGUAUUUGAUCAGGUCAGGAUUGGAAGCAGCUGUGCAGCCCUGCCUGGAAACAGUUCCUGGAAGGUCCUGGAUCAGGUCACCCAUGGAUGAGUCAGCGUUGGAGCGUUACUUUGAUGACUCCAUUGCAAAUGACUCCAGCUUCCCUUUGGGGGAGGGGCUUGGGCUCCAGAGCCCUGCCCACACCCCACAUGACCCCACCCUCUCUCAACAGGACCAGUCCAGCAGAGAACCGGGGGACGAGCUCGACCUCAGCUUCCUGCCUGAUGAGCUCAGCACACAGGAAGAGCCCAGUCGCCAACACAACACAGCUGAGAGUCAGGCCACAGCUCUGGACGUGUCUCAGGACAGUGGCAUCUGUCUGGACUACAGCUCCCAGGAUUCCACACCAGCAGUAUCAGUUGACCCCCAGCAAAGUUCAUCCAUGUUGGGGCUGGGAACAGGUGCUUCCCCCUUCUGUCCCAUGACCCUCAUGACCCCCAUGACCCCCAUGACCCCCGUGACUGAGAGAUCAGGAAUCAUCCCACAGUUACAGAAUAUUGUGUCCACGGUGAACCUCGGCUGUCCUCUGGAUCUGAAGUUUAUCGCUCUCCAAGCCAGAAAUGCUGAGUACAACCCAAAGCGUUUUGCAGCGGUCAUCAUGAGAAUCCGUGAGCCAAGAACCACGGCACUGAUCUUCAGCUCAGGGAAGAUGGUCUGUACUGGAGCCAAGAGUGAGGAGCAGUCACGGCUGGCUGCGAGGAAGUAUGCUCGGGUGGUGCAGAAGCUUGGCUUCCCCGCCCGCUUCUUGGACUUUAAGAUCCAGAACAUGGUGGCGAGCUGCGACGUCUGCUUCCCCAUCAGACUGGAAGGACUGGUCCUGACACACCAACAGUUCAGCAGUUAUGAACCCGAGCUGUUUCCGGCCUCAUCUUACCGCAUGGUUGAAGCCUCGGACUCGUCUGCUCAUAUUUCGUGUCUGAGAGAAAAGUGGGUUCUGACCGGUGAUGAACAAUGA
Larimichthys crocea (large yellow croaker) is the source of this 1069-nucleotide messenger RNA. RefSeq names its product TATA box binding protein like 2 (gene tbpl2). The record is from RefSeq and is a predicted model, not a curated record. Gene Ontology annotation, molecular function: DNA binding. The transcript has 7 exons. Lineage: Eukaryota; Metazoa; Chordata; Actinopteri; Sciaenidae. Gene Ontology annotation, biological process: DNA-templated transcription initiation. The coding region runs from base 158 to 1069 and encodes 303 amino acids.